This is a messenger RNA of Melitaea cinxia (Glanville fritillary), 3416 nucleotides long. RefSeq names its product protein argonaute-2 (gene AGO1). The record is from RefSeq and is a predicted model, not a curated record. Lineage: Eukaryota; Metazoa; Arthropoda; Insecta; Lepidoptera; Nymphalidae. Gene Ontology annotation, molecular function: RNA binding; protein binding. The transcript has 14 exons. The coding region runs from base 72 to 2813 and encodes 913 amino acids.
UUACAAUUUUUAGCACGAGGAAUUUGUAUAUUCUUAUUUUCAGGUUUUUGUUGUUUUAAUAAUUUACCAAGAUGUACCCCGUUGGCCAACCUCCAGCGGGGGAGACGAGUGCUGGUGCAGUGGGUGUGUCGGGAGCUGUUAGUGCAGCAGCGGGCACUACAAGUGCAGCACCAGGAGUGCCCAGCACCGCCCCGGUCACUGGCACGUCUCCAGCUGGAGUCACGAGCGGAACGGGCGGCAUGUCGCUCGUGUCACCCGCGGCUCCCCCGCCGCCCGACCUGCCCGUGCUCACAUGCCCGCGACGACCCAACCUGGGUCAUGAAGGAAGGCCAAUCAUGCUUCGUGCUAAUCAUUUUCAAAUAACCAUGCCGAGAGGAUUUGUACAUCAUUAUGAUGUCAAUAUACAGCCCGAUAAGUGUCCUAGAAAGGUAAAUAGAGAAAUUGUUGAAACUAUGGUACACUGUUAUAAUAAGAUAUUUGGUGCUUUGAAGCCAGUCUUUGAUGGGAGAAACAAUUUAUAUACAAGAGAUCCUUUGCCUAUUGGCAAUGAUAGAGUGGAAUUAGAAGUUAUAUUACCUGGUGAAGGAAAAGACAGAGUUUUUCGAGUUACAAUAAAAUGGGUCGCUCAAGUGUCAUUAUUUGCUUUGGAAGAAGCGUUGGAGGGUCGUACAAGGCAGAUUCCCUAUGAUGCCAUUCUAGCAUUGGACGUUGUUAUGAGACAUCUGCCUUCAAUGAUGUACACUCCAGUAGGACGUUCAUUCUUUUCAUCGCCAGAAGGGUAUUACCAUCCACUCGGUGGUGGAAGGGAAGUUUGGUUUGGUUUCCAUCAGUCUGUGAGACCGAGCCAAUGGAAAAUGAUGCUUAAUAUAGAUGUAUCCGCUACUGCUUUUUACAAAGCACAGCCUGUUAUAGAAUUUAUGUGUGAAGUGUUAGAUAUAAGGGACAUUAAUGAACAGAGAAAGCCGUUGACUGACUCACAGAGAGUGAAAUUUACCAAAGAAAUAAAAGGACUUAAAAUUGAAAUUACCCAUUGUGGUACUAUGAAGAGAAAAUAUAGAGUAUGUAAUGUUACUCGCAGACCUGCACAAAUGCAGUCGUUUCCUUUACAAUUGGACAAUGGACAAACAGUAGAAUGUACUGUAGCUAAAUACUUUUUGGACAAGUAUAAAAUGAAACUCAGAUACCCUCAUUUGCCGUGUCUUCAAGUGGGACAAGAGCACAAACACACAUAUUUACCCUUAGAAGUUUGUAAUAUUGUUCCUGGACAGAGGUGUAUCAAGAAAUUAACUGAUAUGCAAACUUCAACCAUGAUAAAAGCAACUGCUCGCUCUGCCCCUGACAGGGAGCGCGAGAUCAACAACCUGGUGCGGCGCGCCAACUUCAAUACAGACCUGUACGUGAAGGAGUUCGGGCUCACCAUCUCCAACAACAUGAUGGAGGUGCGCGGCCGCGUGCUGCCGCCGCCCAAGCUGCAGUACGGCGGCCGCGUCUCGUCGCUCGGCGGACAGCAAGCUCUACCAAACCAGGGAGUAUGGGACAUGCGUGGCAAGCAGUUUUUCAUGGGCGUUGAGAUUAGAGUGUGGGCCAUCGCAUGCUUCGCGCCGCAGAGGACCGUCAGAGAAGACGCACUUAAAAACUUCACUCAACAAUUGCAGAAGAUAUCCAACGACGCAGGCAUGCCAAUCAUCGGCCAGCCAUGUUUUUGCAAGUAUGCGACUGGACCCGAUCAAGUUGAACCUAUGUUCAAGUACCUCAAAUCCACGUUUGUGCAACUACAACUUGUCGUUGUUGUUCUUCCCGGGAAAACGCCUGUUUAUGCUGAAGUGAAAAGAGUGGGUGACACGGUACUGGGCAUGGCGACACAGUGCGUGCAGGCGAAGAACGUCAACAAGACGUCGCCGCAGACGCUCAGCAACCUGUGCCUCAAGAUCAACGUGAAGCUCGGUGGGAUCAACUCUAUACUGGUGCCGUCGUUGAGACCCAAGGUGUUCAACGAGCCCGUGAUCUUCCUGGGCGUAGACGUGACCCACCCGCCGGCCGGCGACAACAAGAAGCCGUCCAUCGCGGCUGUCGUGGGCUCCAUGGACGCGCACCCCUCGCGCUACGCCGCCACCGUACGUGUGCAGCAGCACAGACAGGAGAUCGUGCACGAGAUGAGCAGCAUGGUACAGGAGCUGCUGAUCAUGUUCUACAAGAGCACGGGAGGGUUCAAGCCGCACCGCAUCAUCAUGUACCGCGACGGCAUCUCUGAGGGGCAGUUCAUACACGUCCUGCAGCACGAGCUCACCGCCGUGAGGGAGGCUUGCAUUAAGCUCGAGGCGGAGUACAAGCCGGGCAUCACGUUCAUUGUGGUGCAGAAGCGGCACCACACGCGGCUCUUCUGCGCCGACAAGAAGGAGCAGUCGGGCAAGUCGGGCAACAUCCCCGCCGGCACCACCGUGGACCUCGGCAUCACGCACCCCACCGAGUUCGACUUCUACUUGUGCAGUCACCAGGGCAUUCAGGGCACGUCGCGGCCGUCGCACUACCACGUGCUGUGGGACGACAACCACUUCGGCUCGGACGAGCUGCAGUGCCUCACGUACCAGCUGUGCCACACGUACGUGCGCUGCACGCGCUCCGUGUCCAUCCCCGCGCCCGCCUACUACGCGCACCUCGUGGCCUUCCGCGCGCGCUACCACCUGGUGGAGAAGGAGCACGACUCGGGCGAGGGCAGCCACCAGUCCGCCUGCAGCGAGGACCGCACGCCCGGCGCCAUGGCGCGCGCCAUCACCGUGCACGCCGUCACCAAGAAGGUCAUGUACUUCGCCUAGGCGAAGCUAGGGCCCACUGCCCUCUGCGACCUAGCGGUUCGCUGUGAACGCGUCAAAACGUUCGUAUUCGCGCGAGUCUUUAGUCUUCACCGUGCGUCGAAUUUUAUUAUUAUCUUUAUUUGCUUCGAUCUCAUUAAGCAUUCGACCGUCGUAGCGUUCGGGUUCUCGUUUUGCGAUGCCAGUCGAGGGCUAUAAAUAAAAGUUACGUGACAACUCAUUUUUAAUUCGAGUCAAUUAGCAUUAUCACUAUGUAAUAAAAUAUCACUGUCGUAUAGUUUUAACGUUCUUAUAAGCGUUUUUAUGUAUGCAAUAGAAUUUGAUUUAAUUUCGAACAAUUAAAAAUUGUAUAAUUAUGGAAGAUUUAUUAAAUCAAACUUUAUAAAAAAUACUAAAAAUAAUAUUUGUCUCUACUUAGCUUUACCGAAAAACAUGCGAAAAUAUAAUUCGAUUAGGAAUGCUUAAGUCGAUCGAUUUAAUUUUAUUAAUAUAUUUGAAAAUGGUUUAACUUCAAAAGUUUUAUUUUUAAAUAUUAUUUUAAUAAAUGGAAGACUAAAUGACAUUAUAGAAUCUGUAACCAAAUAAAUAAAAAAUGGAACAAUAAUA